AUGCAGGACAGCCGACGAUUCAGGGUCCAACCGACCUCGUCCUUCUUCCAGAAUCAUUCUUCGUACCAAACAGCAUCAUCUCAGGCGAGGAUGCCGCCUACACCCUUUCAGCCGAGUCAUCAGACUCCCUUCAAGUCGACCGUCUCAACCUCGCAGCAGUCGCGCAUCCACCACACGCCUUUCGAAGGAGCCUCAACGGACUCUCAAGCUCCCAUUUCGGUCUCUGACAUUGACCCUUCGGAAUGGAAGUACCACGCAGAAGGCGGCAAGAAUCUUCUUCUUUCUUUUGAUCCCGCUGGAGGCAUUCGGGACGGUCAGGGCCCAUUUGCGACGUCUGAAUGUACGUACGCCUUGCGUAUUCGCAAGAGCCUACCUGCUGACGCGGGAUCGAACCAGGAUGAAGAGGAAGAAGCGGAACAAUUCACCCAACACGUCGUCCAACCUCUCCUUGGAAGUUCUUACGUCCUCCCGAGAUGCAUCAAGAUUCCCAUCCUGACAGCUCGCGAUCGAGACAUCAUCGAAACCCUCUCUGCGCGCAUAGAGAUGCAACGUCCUGCAGCCCGCCGUGCCCACCCUGCUCGCAUUCGAUCCGAAACCCUGUCUUGCAUCUACGCUGUAGAGGAUGUAACUGCGCCUGUCCUUGCAGAUCCUUCCGCGCAACAAGAGGUACUGUGUGUAGAGAUCAAGCCAAAAUGGGGCUUCCUAGCCCGUGUCGAUUCGAUACCGCCCAGCUCACCCAAUCUCGAGAUCAAAGCUAGAUACUCUCGAUACCGCAUGCACAGGGUGACGAAGCACGCAGUCAGCGACAGUGCCGAACAUAUGUCGCUACAAGACUUUGAAAGGCUGUACGACCCACUCGACCUCUACAGCACGGACGCGACAAGGAAGCGUAAAGCAGUCGGAGCGCUGUGGCGCGACUGGAUCGAGACGGGAGGCAAGACCAACAAUCUGCGCCUGUUUUGGAAUGGUGCCGUUGUGGGACCGCAAGACACGAAGUCCCUCGACUCCAUUGCGCGGUUCUUAGGUGCAGACAAAGCGGUAGCUGGAGAUCUGGUGGAUGUGCUCGCAAAGCAUAUUGUAGACGAGCUGUCGAAGGCAAGCCUUCCAUCUCGCGGCGAAUCCGAAGCACCGGUGAGCAUACUUUCACGCCUAGCACACCUUCAAUCCGCACUCGAUCCACUCGACGUAGAAGGAUUGGCACAGCUCUGGCUCUCUCGCACCCAAUCACACAUCCUCGGCCAAGUUCCGCCCGACGUGGACCUUCCACCCGCACUCACGCGCAACCUUCCCGCCACAGAGCUGCUCGCCGUACUCGAACCGUUCCUCUCCGUCUCCGACAGACAGGUGACCUUAGAAGACGCAGUGCAAGCAUUCCUCGUCGCGGCGACGUUCAAGGAUUGCUCGAUGCUGCUGCGCUUCCACCGAUCCAACGAGGGGGUCAUCGGGGAGACGAAGCUGGUGGAUUUGGACAGCAAGCCGUUCAGCAAGUUGAGUGGUAUGCAAAAGACGGACAACGAAGUGUGUGCUGCUUUCCUGGCUUGGUUGUCGAGUUGCGAAGGCUCGCCAGCUGCCUCGAUGGCGCCGUAG
This is a messenger RNA of Pseudozyma hubeiensis SY62, 1587 nucleotides long. RefSeq lists its product as hypothetical. Gene Ontology annotation, cellular component: nucleus. Bases 1 to 1587 code for a protein of 528 amino acids. The transcript has a single exon. Gene Ontology annotation, molecular function: inositol-1,3,4,5,6-pentakisphosphate 2-kinase activity; ATP binding. The record is from RefSeq and is a predicted model, not a curated record. Gene Ontology annotation, biological process: inositol phosphate biosynthetic process. NCBI's taxonomy places the organism in Eukaryota, Fungi, Basidiomycota, Ustilaginomycetes, Ustilaginales, Ustilaginaceae.